GUCCGGUAGCUUCCAUCGAACUUUGUAUCCCGGAAUUUACGUUUAAAGGACAUUUUUAUGCCUUUAGAUCGCAUUCUCAAUAUAUAUACUACCGAAUAAGAUCAGAAAAAUUCAAAUCAAUAACCUUAUUUAAAAAAAGUGACUUUAAAACGCCAUCAUCAAAAACGAGCGUUUGUGUCAUCACUAACUGCUCCGAAGAAUUGAAUUCAACGUUUUUAUUAUUUGUGGUUUUUUCUUUGUUGCUGUUCGUUAAACGUUUGAAUUUGCCUUUGCCAUGGAGCCGAUGACCCUGGGUAGCCCGGUGAACAGCCCCGGAUCCAAUCAGAACCAGUACCUGCCGCCCUUCCUCAUGGGCGAUCCACAAAACAUGACGCCUCACAAGAACACGCUCUCCCCAAAGCCGGGACGCUACAACGUGAGUUUCGCCACAUCCCCUGGCGGCAGCAACUCCCAAGACUUCAACCGCUCCACUUACAACAACCGCACUCUGUUCGGGUCUGGCGGAGGAGGUCCAAAUGCUUCCGCUGCGGCUGUCAGUGCCAACACCUCCAUGGCUGCCGCUGCCCAUGCCCAUGCACACACUCUCAGCCAUCAGGCGGGACCGCCGACACAGGGUCUGUUCGAUUCCCUGCGCGAGAACACCGCUUCCACGCCGCAGCGCAAUCACUUGAGCCUGCUGAACCUGCAGUCACCCAACCAGAGCAUGGGACCAAAUCAGAGCUACCAGAGUUAUCAGACCAACGACUCGUUCGCGCCCGCAGCUCCCGUGAACGCAUCUAUGCGUGCCCUGUACUCGCCGCUGGGAGCCACUGCCUCUCCCGGACCGGGAUUGGUGGCAACUCCCGGACCCACAGGAGCUGACCUAGCAGCUGCCUUUUGGGUAACCAUCUUUGGCUUUGCUCCGGGCGCCAACUCCAUGGUCCUGCAGCACUUCACACUAUGCGGCACCAUUGUGGAUGUUGUGCAUGCCCCCCAGAACGGCAACUGGAUGCAUGUGCGCUUCUCCUCGCGCAUCGAGAGCGACAAGGCGCUCAACUACAACCACAAGGUGAUAGCCGGCAACGUUAUGGUGGGCGUAACACGCUGUACAGAUCGCUCGGUGAUCGACAAGGAGAACAGCAGUUCGGUCGCCAAUUCGGAAUCCAUUUCUGGUCCACCCAGCACACCAAAAAUUCGUCCGUUUGCCCAGCAGGGCUACAAGCUGGCCCAAAAUGAGAGCACCGUAUCGCCACCAAGAGAUGUGCCCCAGAGGAGUUCGGGGCUGGUGAACAAGGCCAUGGACCUCAUUUUCGGCUGGUGAUUGGAAUGAAACUCGGGCUGUUUCCGGCUACUUAUUUAAUAAUCACUGCGUACAUCCUAUCCAGCAUUCAUACAUUAUUCUUAUUAAAAAAUGAUUCAAUAGCAAAA
Molecule: messenger RNA, 1407 nt
Organism: Drosophila ananassae
Lineage: Eukaryota; Metazoa; Arthropoda; Insecta; Diptera; Drosophilidae
Gene: Nup35
Product: nucleoporin Nup35
Exons: 2
Coding region: 275-1300 (341 amino acids)
Biological process (GO): regulation of DNA-templated transcription; NLS-bearing protein import into nucleus; nuclear pore organization
Cellular component (GO): nuclear pore central transport channel; nuclear membrane; nuclear pore nuclear basket
Molecular function (GO): phospholipid binding; structural constituent of nuclear pore; single-stranded DNA binding
Source: RefSeq, a predicted model, not a curated record